Messenger RNA from Chara braunii, 2177 nucleotides. NCBI's taxonomy places the organism in Eukaryota, Viridiplantae, Streptophyta, Charophyceae, Charales, Characeae. The record is from the annotation of a GenBank genome assembly.
GCCUUGCGGUAGGUACAUAUACCUUCCUUCCUUCGUUCCUUCCUUACUUCCUGUCUUCCUUCCUUCAUUGCUCGCCUGUGCCCGGCCUGCGUCGUGCUUGGCAGCCUUUCUUCGCGGUAGAUAAUGGGCUCUUCGUUCCUCGUCACACGCUCUAGAGCCGGUUUGACCUUUGCGUGGGUGGCUCUGUGCAGCGGAGCACACCCUAACCUCCGAUCAUUAGGAGGGGGAGACUUUCGACGAUCAUCACCAGAGCUGUUCGUUAGCGUAUUGUUGCUAUAGUCUAAUUGAUCGCUGCGAUCGAUCGGUCAAAUGCUUGCUUGCUGGCUUGCUGGUUUGCUUGCUUGAUUGAUUGAUUGAUUGAUUGAUUGACUGAGCGAGUGACUGAGCGAGUGACUGAGUGAUUGGUUGAUCAAUGGAUUGGGGAUAAAAUCUGCGUGAUGGGGUUAAGGAGGGGAGGGGACCCAUGAUUAUAAACAUUUAUGGUUUGUGAAGCCGCGACAGUUGGCAUUAAAGCCCGCAUCAUCGAAGGAGGUGUUCGACACUCCUACGUAGGGCUGUGAAGGAACGUUUCCUCGGACUUGCUUGAACCCGCGGUCUUUGCGAAGGAGAGGGGAGGAAAAAAGGGAAGAUUUUGGUACGAGAGUUAUGCGGUGCCGCUCGCGGCGCGAGCUGGGCUUGCUCGUUCAUCAUCAGAUGCCCUGCGAACCUUGAGCGGGCGUAAUGAACUCUGAUGAACAUCCAGUCUAGAUGCAUGUAAGAAAAAAAUGCUCCUUGAUGGGAAAGAGGUGGGUGGUCCGUCGUGCGGACGGUCCUUUGUGAGGCCCUCUUUUGCCCUUGUGCGUAGCACACAGAGGGGAGCUCGCCGGCAGGAAGCGGGGAAAAUACCAAAUACCGACGACGACGCUUGAGCAGCUUUUUGUAGGAUCGCGGGUUUUUUGUUCAGGACGGAGGGGUGCUCGGCGGCAAGAAGGGGAGGAGAGGGGGGGGAAUCACCAACGAAGACACCCACGCAAGCAGGCGAAGGAACGUACGUUCGCAGUCGAAGGCAUGGGGCGGCAGCCUCCGUUGCCGAGUCGAAAAAGGGCGCGGUAUGUGCUGUAUUUUGUUUGUCGGAGGGAGGGGAGAGGUUUCCCUCGGGAAGUCGGUCAUCGUCUCGCUUCAUUUGACAUGCAUAAGAGAAGAAGAGUAUUGGUGGUGUUGUGUUUCGUAGUGGAGGCCAGAGGACGAUCCUGCAUCUGCCCUUGUUUUGCUACUUGAGAACGGUCUACGAUGUGUGUUGGGCUGUGAAGAAGAACGACGUGAUGGGACGUAUGGGACGUAUUCUACAGGUGAUAUGUCAUUGUCAAGGAGAGCACAGCGUGAGGGCAUGGCCUGUCCUGCGGACACGAUGAUCGUAUUACUGUAUGUACACGCAUAUGUGCAUCCUUCUCGGACGGAUAGUGUGACUUGUGCCCCAUGGCCUGAAUGAUGGGCUCUCUCUUCGGGGAUGACCGAUGGACUGAAUGAUGUGCUCUCUCUUCGGGGAUGACCGAUGGACUGAAUGAUGUGCUCUCUCGUCUGGGAUGAUGUGAUUGUGUGUGCCCCACGAGCAUGCUUUUCAUCUGCUACCUCGUCGGUAAGAUGUGCGACGGAGAGUGCUACCAUAGUCAGCUGUGUGCGCAGCGAAGGGACACGCAGUGAGUGCGACAUUGUCAGCUGUGUGUCGUGCCCCACUCGUUUCACGUAUUGGCUUGGGUUCGAUAUUUUGGUCGAAGGGAGGAGUUUUAAAAAUAUACAGUCCGGUUCGGUCCAGUGCGGUUCUUGCUUGCCGUCGGUAUUGCUGCCAACCCUGGUUUCUCUUCAUUUGAACGCUGUAAACGUACACGUUUUUGAAAAUUAAGCAUAUUGAUGAAAUGCACGCAGGCAUUUUGGUGAGAUUCCCCCCACCUCCUGAAGAUUGCACAUGAUUAUUAGAUAAUGAUUGAUUAACGACCUACGUUGCUUCCUUUUGUUCGCGGGCUCGCGCGCUCAUUCUCUCUGCCUGGGGCAUAUGUAUCUCUUGUCGUCGGGUUUUGGUUUCUACUUUUUUCUCCUCUUCUUUCCUUCAUCUGCCCCGCUGGUUGGCUUUGUCUGCUUUCCCCUUUUUGCUCUCCUUCCACGGCUUGGCGCACGGAUUGGAAUGAAAGUUUUGGAGUGUG